GCGGGUGCGCAGGCGCGGCGGGGAGCGCUGAUGCAAGAGCCGAGCGCGGCCGCGGGGCCCCCGUGAGCCGCGUCCCUCCCGCCGAACCGCGUCCGCCCCUCCCGCGUCCCUCCCGCGCCGCAGCCAUGUCGGGCGACGAGAUGAUUUUCGAUCCUACUAUGAGCAAGAAGAAGAAGAAAAAGAAGAAGCCUUUUAUGUUGGAUGAGGAAGGAGGGGAUACACAGGCAGAAGAGACUCAGCAGUCAGAAACAAAAGAAGUUGAACCAGAGCCAACAGAAGACAAAGAUGUUGAGGCAGAUGAAGAAGACAGCAGGAAGAAAGAUGCAACAGAUGACCUGGAUGAUCUAAACUUCUUCAAUCAAAAGAAAAAGAAGAAGAAAACAAAAAAGAUAUUUGAUAUAGAUGAAGCAGAAGAAGGUGUAAAGGACUUGAAAAUUGAAGGAGAUGUGCCAGAGGCAGUAGAACCUGAAGAUGACCUUGAUAUCAUGCUGGGCAAUAAAAAGAAGAAAAAGAAGACUUUCAAGUCUCCAGAUGAAGAUGAGAUAACAGAGAAGGAUGAAGCUUUUGAGGAUGAAGAUAGCAAAAAAGAUGAUGGAAUUUCUUUUAGCCUUCAGUCAGGACCUGCAUGGGCAGGCUCAGAAAGGGACUACACAUAUGAUGAGUUGCUCAACAGAGUAUUUAACAUCAUGCGGGAAAAGAACCCUGAUAUGGUAGCUGGGGAAAAACGGAAGUUUGUCAUGAAGCCUCCACAGGUUGUAAGAGUAGGGACCAAGAAAACAUCUUUUGUCAACUUUACAGAUAUCUGCAAGUCAUUACAUCGUCAGCCAAAACAUCUCCUGGCAUUUUUGCUGGCAGAAUUGGGUACAAGUGGCUCAAUAGAUGGUAAUAACCAACUUGUAAUCAAAGGAAGAUUCCAGCAAAAACAGAUAGAAAAUGUCUUGAGAAGAUAUAUCAAGGAGUAUGUCACCUGCCACACGUGUCGGUCACGAGACACCAUCCUACAGAAGGACACCAGGUUAUAUUUCUUGCAGUGUGAGACCUGCCACUCGCGCUGCUCCGUCGCCAGCAUCAAAACUGGUUUCCAGGCUGUCACAGGCAAGAGAGCACAGCUCCGUGCCAAAGCUAACUAGUUUGCUAAUCAACACUGGAUUUUGCAAAGUGUUCUGGGGAGAUGUGACUGGACAGGUUUACAAUCGGAAUGGAUUGACCAUUGUAUUAAAACAAGAUUGUAAAAACUACGAGAAAUUUGGCUUUUGAUUGGUUGGUCUGUGAAAUCCUUGCAAGAUGCAGAUCCUCAAGCUGUUCACAUACAUUUGCUCAUUGAAUAUAUUUUACCAACUGUAAGGAACGUGAUGGGAAAGGAGGUGCUUUUUAACCCAUUCAGACUUCUGUAAAACACAAGAUAAAUUAAAGAUACUAUAACUGAGUGUCUUUGAUUUGGAUUUUUCCUUCAGUUUCCUCUUGAACCAGCUCAUGGGAAUGGUUGGUGUGUUGUUCUGCAGAUCAUGUCACUGAACUAUGGACAAGACCCAGAAUAAAGUUUGAGACACAGGUUCUUUUGCUUGUACACAACUCAGUAUCAGCUAGGCUCUCACUAAACAGAGAAGCAGUCACAGGGGUGAUAACACCAACGUGAGAACUGCUUGUGCUUUUAUAGCCUCAUGAAUGUGGGAAAGGAUUUUGCACAGGAAGGGACACCAGGACCUGUUGAUGGUGCUUCAUUAGGUAGAAUGCAGCUCUGAUUUUUAUUUGGACACCAUAUUGAUGCUAAAUCUUGAGAUAGAAUGGAUAAACUGUACUGUAAGCUUUCAUAGUCUCAUAGUACUAAAUUUUACAAUUUCUAAGAGAGAAAUGUUUGUAUUUCUUCAGUCCUGCACUCUUCACCACUUUGAAAAUAAUUUAAAUACAGCAAAAAGAGAGGAUGUAGUUAACAUGAUUUUAUGGUGGCUGCAACACACUUUGUCUUGUAUGAAUCUUGGAUUUACAGAAGAUACUGCCAAGUAGUUUGAGUUCCAAAUGAACACAUUAAGCUUCUUGCUGAUAAGGUGCAUUUCUCUGCCAGCAGGCAGGACCAGUCAGCUCUGGAGGAUGUGCAUUGUGCUGUCCUGACUGGUUUUUCUAGUGCUGUAGGAAUUUUGUUACAGCUGCCAAGUACAAAGGUGCAAAGGGGGAGUGCAGUCCCUUGGGCACCGUGAGGGGACAGUUUUCAUGUAAUGGCUGAGGUGGCACAGGGUCAGGAUAAGAUGAAGUGGCUCAGGACCCCGGGCACCCAUCCCUGCAGGGGAGCAGAGCAGCUUCCUGCCCAGAGGAAACAGUGGUGAUUCUGAAUGCAACUCAUCACAUCUCAGAAGCUGAAGGGUUUCUACCAAGUUUUAAUCUUUGUAUGUAUGUUAAUACAGAGCACAGUCUUGCUGGGAAGUCUCUUGCUGUUUGAAAACUUGACAAAGGGCAAAAAUCAAGGUUUUAUGGAUGGUUUCUCAAAAGCAUUUUGAAUUUCAAGUGAGCUAUAACAAAUGUUGGAUGUAUCUUUAAGUGAAUAAAGCCAGGAUCAGUGCCUCUUGUAACAUUA
Molecule: messenger RNA, 2569 nt
Organism: Apus apus (common swift)
Lineage: Eukaryota; Metazoa; Chordata; Aves; Apodiformes; Apodidae
Gene: EIF2S2
Product: eukaryotic translation initiation factor 2 subunit beta
Exons: 9
Coding region: 126-1130 (334 amino acids)
Biological process (GO): translational initiation; formation of translation preinitiation complex; formation of cytoplasmic translation initiation complex
Cellular component (GO): eukaryotic translation initiation factor 2 complex
Molecular function (GO): translation initiation factor binding; translation initiation factor activity; mRNA binding
Source: RefSeq, a predicted model, not a curated record